AUGGCCAUCCACCACCUCCGCCUCCUCAUCAUCCACGCCCUUCAACACCACAAACUCUCUUCGUGGAAGAUCCUUGUCUCUGCAGCAGGAAUUGUGCUCACCUGUCUGAUCAUACUCACAUACUCCAGUACCGCGAGAAUUCGAACCCACAAUUCCGGACUAUCUUUCUCCGGUGCCGGUGACCAGAAGACUACAGAGGCUGGCGAAGGCGACAGCAGCACAGACGCAGGCACAGAUCCUGCCGACAGCAAGAACGCCUGCUUCAUCGACUUGAACUUUCUUCGUCUCUAUGUGGACAAUGCCUCAACGAUCGAAUAUGCCCGGCUGAACAUCGGUGUCUCGCGAACCGAGAAUUUCACCUCCUUCGACGACUCCCUUGAUACCAAGAUCCCGCCCUACAGCACCGUCCACCUCGAUACCGCCAAUACUCGAGAACUUCGUCCAGAGGAAAACUGUAGAGAAUCAAUAAUUAUCCAGGCGCCACCCGCCGAACCCCGGCCCGAUGCCUCACACAUGAUCUUCGGUGUUGCGACCUCGCUGGAGAAGCUGGAAGAUUCGCUUGAUGCAUUCGCGCAUUGGGCCGGUGGUACAAACGCGCAUAUUAUCGCCGUUGUCGAACAAGGAGGGUCCUCAAUACGAUCACGGAUUCAGAGCCGUGCUGAGAAACUGAAACUCCGGUUGACGAUCACUCAGACCGAAGACGACCGGCUGGAUCGGUACUUCUCGCUCAUACGCGUGCUUUACCAGUACCAUGAGCCUUCGCCCACGGGGACCACCACGAAAACGACAAAACCGACGCAGUGGGCCGUUUUAAUAGACGAUGAUACAUUCUUUAUGUCGAUGCGGAACCUUAUCGCCCGGCUAGCGACCUACGACGCCAUGGUUCCGCAAUACAUCGGCGCCAUGACAGAAGAUCUCGCUCACCUCUCGGGGUCUGGAUAUAUGGCUUACGGCGGCGCAGGAAUAUUCCUAUCCAUCCCCCUUUUGCAGGAUCUACAGCAUUACUUCGAAACAUGCCAGUCCCUCAAAGAUAAAGGCGACCGCAUGCUCGCCUCCUGCAUCUACGCACAUACAUCUGCAAAAUUCACAUGGGAGCGCGGUCUCUACCAGCUGGACCUGCGCGGUGACGCAUCAGGAUUUUUCGAGUCCGGCCGUCCCCUUCCGUUGUCUGUACACCACUGGAAAUCCUGGUUCAGUGCGGACAUGGUCGGUAUGGGGAAAGUCGCGAGGAUCUGCGGCGAUGAGUGUUUGCUUCGCAGGUUCUACCUAGCAAGGUCAGAGACGAAGGACUGGUUCCUUGUUAAUGGGUACAGCGUCAUUCAGGAUCGGACGCUGUGGAAUGAGCCCCGACCUAUGGAGCAGACAUGGCAAAAGAGUAAAUACAAGGGUGACGAUCCAUUUGCAUAUAGUCUGGGGCCGCUAAGGAGGAAAGACGAGGAUAAGGUCUCAUUCUAUCUGAGAGGUGUUGCCGAGGAGACGGAGGCAGACAGAGAGGAGGUGAGGCAAAUCUAUGUGUUUAAUGCAACGGCUGAGACGCCUCCGCGGGUCCUGGAGGUUGCUUGGACGGUUGUCGAGGAAUAA
Aspergillus nidulans FGSC A4 is the source of this 1581-nucleotide messenger RNA. Its product is annotated as glycosyltransferase family 31 protein. The record is from RefSeq and is a predicted model, not a curated record. The transcript has a single exon. Lineage: Eukaryota; Fungi; Ascomycota; Eurotiomycetes; Eurotiales; Aspergillaceae. Bases 1 to 1581 code for a protein of 526 amino acids.